Plasmodium vinckei vinckei is the source of this 690-nucleotide messenger RNA. Its product is annotated as conserved Plasmodium protein, unknown function. The transcript has a single exon. The record is from RefSeq and is a predicted model, not a curated record. Lineage: Eukaryota; Apicomplexa; Aconoidasida; Haemosporida; Plasmodiidae. The coding region runs from base 1 to 690 and encodes 229 amino acids.
AUGGUGAAUUCACCAUCAAAAAAAAGGGCAUUGAAUACAUUAGAAGAUAAAAACGAAAAUAAAAACAUGGUUAGUAAAAAAAAUAAUACUGUUGAUACUGUAGAAGAUAUGGAAGAAGGCAACGAUAGCGUUGUAGGUGAAAAUAAGAAUGACUUUUUGAAAAAAGAUAAAAGGAAGAAGAAAGAAAAAAAAAAUAAAGAUAUAGAAGAAGAUGACGAUGACGGAAAUGAUGAGGAUGCAUUAAAGAAAUUCUCUGUUGACAGUAGCGAAAAUGACGAUGACGAGGACAGAGAUGAUGAUGACGACGAUGACGAUGAAGAUGAUGAUGAUGAUGAUGAAGAUGAUGAUGAAGACGAUGAUGAUGAAGAUGACGACGAUGAUGAUGAUGAUGACGACGAUGACGAUGAUGGAGAUGAUGACGAUGAUGAUGAUGAUGAUGACGACGAUGAUGAUGAUGAUGACGACGAUGACGAUGAUGGAGAUGAUGACGAUGAUGAUGAUGACGACGAUGAAGAUUUUGAAGAUAUGGAUGACGAUGAUGAUGAUGAUGACGAUGACGACGAUGAUGAAGACGAUGACGAUGAUGAAGAUGAUGAAGAUGAUGAGGAUGAAGAUGAUGACGACGAUGAUUCUAAAAAGGAAGGUGGAUCAAAUGCAAAAAAAGAUAGUGACGACGAAGGUUUUGACUAA